AUGUUGGGCAUUUAUUAAAAUGAAUAAUUGCAAUACCGUUUUUAUUUAAUAUAAUAAUAAAGUUCAGAGGAAAUGAACAAGAUCAUAAUUUUGGCGAUGAUAGGUCUAAUGAGUGUAUCAGCAUUCGAUAUUGAUUUCGCUUUGUUGCUUCAAACAGGUUCAGAAUCCAAUGAUGCAGUUUAAGCAGUUUAUGAUUUAUUGAAUGAUUUGAAAACAAGUAACAUCGAAGCCCAAGGAGUGGCAGACGAAAAGAAUAUCUCAGAUGAAGAGAUUGGUUAGGCAAGAAUUGCUGCAUUAUCAAAAGUCAAUGAAUUAAAUCAAAAGGCUUGGGCCAGUGCUAAAGCAAGAAGAGAAUAAAUCGGAAUUGAAUACAGAGAAGCAACAGAUUACAUUGCCUGGGCAACUUAAAGAUUAGCUGAUAUUGAUAGAAGAUCAGUCGAAUUAUAAGAGUUGAGAUGCUUCUCAAAUGGAUUAUUUGUAAGAGCAAUCAAACAACAUAAUGAUGCUCUAGGAGUCAUCAGAGUUUUGAAAAACGAUUUGAGUGGAUAUUUAACAGGAUAACCAUCCUCAUUGGUUGAAAUCAAUGUCCAAAAUGUCUCAGACAAGUUAAAACAAUACAGUCAAUUGUUCAAUCAAGAUGCCAUGACCAAAUUUGCCUAAUUAGCUGCAGAAUAAGCAUCAGGAAAUGCAGAAUUACAUGCAUUAGGAUAAGAAAAUGGAUCAUCAUCAUCUACUGACAGAUAACCAGGACUUAAUGUUGGUUAAUUAGUCUACAAUGCUCUAUCUGAUCUUGAAGAUUAAUUAAAGUCCUCAUUAGCCAAUUUGGAAGCCAAUGAAAUUGCUGCCUAUUAUUAAUUGGCUGAUUGGCUUGCUGAUACAGAAUCUGAGGUUGCACAUCUUAAUGAUGAAAUCCAAAGAAAGACUCAAUUGUAAGAUAAAUUGGUUGUGUAAGAAUAAGCUGCUCUUGCUGUCUAAGCCAAAGCUAACAGUGUUUUGAAGGACUCUUAGAAUGCCAUCAAUGCUGCCACUGCUUCCUUAUAUGAGUUAAGAGACUUGUAUGAAACCGAGUUGAAUAGAAGAAAUGAGGAAAAUGCUAUUAUUGAUGAAGUCAUUCAUAUCUUCAAAUAAUAAGUUUUGGAAAUGGCCAAUCAAACCUCCUAUGGAAAGAAAUGAGUUUAAGACUUAUAUCAAACAAAAACCAAUUUAAAAUUAUA
Paramecium tetraurelia is the source of this 1214-nucleotide messenger RNA. RefSeq lists its product as uncharacterized. The record is from RefSeq and is a predicted model, not a curated record. NCBI's taxonomy places the organism in Eukaryota, Ciliophora, Oligohymenophorea, Peniculida, Parameciidae. The transcript is spliced from 5 exons.